CUUCGGUACCUACCAGUAAAAGGCGAUCAACUUAUUAGACUUCAUUCACACUCUUGAUCAAAGUCUCCCUUCGAGUAGACCCUCCACUAGCAAAAUGUUUGCCGGCCUAAUACCAGGUCUCAACUCCGUCAACUGGCCGGACAACGAAGAACUAUCCCCUCAAGUUGCGGCAAUUUUGACAAGCCUACUCAAUCUACCAAGCCACAAAUUCCUCUCAACCGAGGCCUUUUCCGCGACUAAUGCAACUCUGUUUGCUCAAUCCCUCUGCUUUUCCCGGCGAGAGUGGUCGGAGUGCCGCUCAUUCGUCCUGUUGAUUUACUUCUGUAUAUUUAUCCCGAUCGUUGUAUUCGCGUGGUUCUCCGGUGAGGAGGAAAGCGAUGGAGGGGGCGAAAUCGCCGGAGAGUCGCCGGAAACUGAUGAUUCUCCGGGAUCGAUGCGUGUCUUCAGAAAUGCACUUUUCAAUGCAAAUGGAGGUUUUGUUCUCCCGGAAUCAUACGACCCAUCGGAGAGCUUCUGCGUAAUUUGCUUGGAAGAGAAACAAAAUUGGCGAAUGUUCAGAAGCGAAAACUGCUCUCACUCCUUUUGUUACGAUUGCACAAGCAAACACAUUGAAGCCAAGGUCCAAGACAACAUCACAGUGAUUUGUUGCCCUGAAAUAGGUUGCAAAGCCGAGUUAGGCUUUGAAGCUUGUCGAAACAUCCUCUCGAAAGAUGUCAUUGUUCGGUGGGACGAAUGCCUAUGCAUGUCGCUGAUUCCUGAAUCCCACAAGGUGUAUUGUCCUUUCAAGGACUGUUCAGCUAUGCUAGUUAAUGACACGGGAACGACGAUAGGGGAGACAGAAUGCCCUUCGUGUCGAAGACUAAUCUGCGCCAAGUGUCGCGUUCCAUGGCAUACGGAGUUUACCUGCCAAGAGUUUGAGAGGCUUGGAGUAGAGGGGGAAGGGAGAGAAGAUGUGUUCGUAGAGGAACUCGCGAAGAAGAAGAGUUGGAGGAAAUGCCCUAACUGCAACAUGUAUGUGGAAAAAACUGAGGGGUGUAUACACAUUACUUGCAGGUGCGGUUAUGAGUUCUGCUAUAUGUGUGGAUCAAAAUGGGAUAAAUCUCAUAUGGAUUGCCGCCGAGGUCAAGAGUCUGAGACCUCCCGGAACCCUCCCUCUCCCUCUCCCUCUCCCUCUCGCGCUUCCUCUUCUUCUUCUAUAGAGUUCAAUUUCUUCUUUAACCCACAAAGUGACCCCAUCCUAGUCCCACCCCCACCUCCACUCCCUGUUGAUGACGGUGAAUUCAGAAGACCAUUGUCUUCCUUCCUCUCUCUCAACCGCCCUUGACGAUGUCCAGACUUUUUUUUGAAUGAUAAAUGACAAAUCAAUACCAUGUAAUAUAAGUCUCAUAUUCAGUUGAAUCAGAUACGACUCUUAUAUCUCUAGAAUUUGGGAGUAAUGCAUUGAGUAAUUUGAGGUGAAUUUUUAUAGAACUGUUACUAGCGAAGGAGAAAUGAUGGUGUUCAUGUAUCUAUGCUAAUGAGAUUUUAGUUUGACUA
Rhododendron vialii is the source of this 1536-nucleotide messenger RNA. RefSeq names its product E3 ubiquitin-protein ligase dbl4-like. The transcript has 2 exons. NCBI's taxonomy places the organism in Eukaryota, Viridiplantae, Streptophyta, Magnoliopsida, Ericales, Ericaceae. The record is from RefSeq and is a predicted model, not a curated record. Gene Ontology annotation, cellular component: cytoplasm; ubiquitin ligase complex. Gene Ontology annotation, biological process: protein polyubiquitination; ubiquitin-dependent protein catabolic process; positive regulation of proteasomal ubiquitin-dependent protein catabolic process. Gene Ontology annotation, molecular function: ubiquitin protein ligase activity; ubiquitin conjugating enzyme binding; zinc ion binding. Bases 95 to 1324 code for a protein of 409 amino acids.